Gavialis gangeticus (Gharial) is the source of this 1879-nucleotide messenger RNA. It is a transcript of the gene SNTB2, whose product is annotated as syntrophin beta 2. Gene Ontology annotation, cellular component: synapse; intracellular anatomical structure; dystrophin-associated glycoprotein complex. The transcript has 6 exons. Gene Ontology annotation, molecular function: structural molecule activity. The record is from RefSeq and is a predicted model, not a curated record. Bases 1 to 1134 code for a protein of 377 amino acids. NCBI's taxonomy places the organism in Eukaryota, Metazoa, Chordata, Crocodylia, Gavialidae.
AUGUGCACGUACAGAACAGCAGUCAGGGGCAGAUGGGUUGAUCAGAGCAGCCGGGGCACUCACGCCUUGCCCUCUCCCUUCUCGUUCGCAGUGAAGUACAUGCAGGAGGUGACCCCCUACAUCAAGAGGCCGUCGCUGGUAUCGGACUUGCCCUGGGACGGGGUCGCCCCCCAGUCCCCGAGCCUGAGUGGCAGCGAGGACUCGGGCUCCCCCCAGCACCAUGCCGGCGCCCGGGACUGCAAGGUGAUCCCCCUCAAGAUGUGCUACGUGGCUCGAAACCUGAGCAUGCCCGACCUGGAGAACAGGCUGAUCGAGCUGCACUCCCCGGACAGCCGCAACACGCUGAUCCUCCGCUGCAAGGACACGGCCACGGCCCACGCCUGGUUCACAGCCAUCCAUGCCAACAUCGCAGCGCUCCUGCCGCAGGUCCUGGCCGAGCUCAACGCCACGCUGGGUACCAGCAACGCUACAGGCAGCAGCAAGGAGGUCAAGCAUGUCGCCUGGCUGGCGGAGCAGGCCAGGCUGGAUAGGGGAAGGCAGCAGUGGCGGCCAGUCCUCAUGGCCAUGACGGAGAAGGACCUGCUGCUCUAUGACUCCAUGCCGUGGACCAGGGAUGCCUGGGCAUCGCCCUGCCACAGCUACCCCCUCUUGGCCACCAGGCUGGUUCACUCUGGCUCAGGGCGCCGGUCUCCGUGCCUCGGCUCCGAGCUCACCUUUGCCACGCGGACGGGCUCCCGUCAGGGCAUCGAGAUGCACGUCUUCCGGGUGGAGACACAUCGGGACCUCUCAUCCUGGACCCGGGUCCUGGUGCAAGGCUGCCACGCCGCCGCUGAGCUCAUCAAGGAGGUGGUCCUAGGCUGCACGGUGAAUGGCCAGGAGGCGAAGCUCACGAUUCACUACGAGAGCGGCUUCACCAUCUCCAGGGAGGAGGCGGGUGCCAGCAGCGUCCUCUUCCGCUACCCCUACGAGAGGCUGAGGAUGUCCGCGGACGACGGCAUCAGGAACCUCUACCUGGACUUCGGCGGCCCCGAAGGGGAGCUGACUCUGGACCUACACUCCUGCCCCAAGCCCGUCGUGUUCGUGCUGCACACGUUCCUGUCCGCCAAGGUCACCCGCAUGGGGCUACUCGCGUAGGGGCUGGAGGGCGGCCCGAGCGCCGCGUCCCCAUCCCCGCAGCGGCAAAGCACAAGCGUCCCCACGUUCUCCCGCAACACUAGUGCCUUGACCAGGCCCCGGGGCUCGCGGCUGAGUGGCAGCCCUGCCCCUGGAGCCACUGGCUGCCUGCACCGCAGCCCUGCCUUCUUUAGCUGCACCCCUGCCUGUCUGCGGCUGAGCUCACCUCGCUCAGCCCCUCCACGGACGGCGCUUGGCUGCUCCGAGCCGGGGGCUGCUGGUUUGGCGGGGCGGUGGCAGCAACAGGAGCUGACUCGAACUAAUCCUCACUGGGGUAUUAAGCCAUUGUUACUGCUUACCAAGUGUGCCUUGGGCCUGGGCAGAGCGGAGCUCUGAGCUGCCUGCUCUGGGGGGUCAUGAUGAGGGGGUAAAUGCACAUGAGGGGCUGGGGCAGCUCUUGGGAGUGGGGGGUGUAGCCCCCCCUUGGUGCUUUAACCCCAGGCUGCUUAGCCAGGCCCCUGCAGCCAGGUGGAAGCGCCAUGGAUCCGUUUUCCUCCGAAGCUUCCCCAUGCCCGUGAGCCUGGAGGGCAGGGGCCAAACCCAUGCAUGUGAUGGGGCCCAGCCUGGGGGCUCUGCUCCCUCUCUUUUCCACCAGCUGGGAGCCAGGUUGCGGCAUAGCACGGACACUCCCGCACCCACCGUGGAGCCUGCCCCAGCCAGAGGACUGAACAGCGCGAAGCAGCGAGGGGCCAGGAUAGGGUCUGUC